Acanthoscelides obtectus is the source of this 261-nucleotide messenger RNA. NCBI's taxonomy places the organism in Eukaryota, Metazoa, Arthropoda, Insecta, Coleoptera, Chrysomelidae. The record is from the annotation of a GenBank genome assembly.
AUGGAACUGAUUCUCCAGGUCAUCAGAGCAGUCUACGAAUUCAAGAAGACAGGUUCCAUUACUAAACGUAAAAGUACCGGAAGACCACGAGUUCCUGACGAAAUGGUAGACGCAGUUAGACACAGUUUCACGCGUUCUCCGCGAAAGUCCACUAGCAGAGCCGGAAGUGAACUUGGUAUUCCCCAGCCAACCGUAUGGAAAAUUUUGCGGAAACCAUUGCGAUUCAAACCGUCUACAGAUGCUACAAAGCUUACGAUCUGA